AGAAUUAGAUGGCGGAAAUUUUAAAAAUAGAAAAUUAAAUCUUUAUUUGUUCAAUUGUUUCAAUCGUAAUGGCCCAACAAACAAAUCAUGAUUUGUUACAAAUGUAUGAAGAUGCAGCAGAAUGUCUCAAAGGGGCUGCUACUGAGAGCCAAAAGAGCAAUAAUGUUCACAUCACCAAGAUGUUGAUCAACUGUCAGAACUGUGCACGUCUUAUUGCAAAUAUUAUCAAGGAAGAAACCAACAGAAAAAGGCUGGAGGCUUUACGUGAGCUGCAUCUGAUGGUAGCCCAUCACCAAGAGAUCCUAUCUGCUAAGAUCAUGCAACUUGACAGUGGUCAACCACUCAGUAUAGGGCCUCCAACAGGAAGUCAGAAUGAUACAGGAAAAGAUGGAGGAGACAAACAAACUGUUGCCAGAAAAUCUGCUAUCGAAGAUACCAUAGUUACAAAGGGCAAAAUAACAUUUAGUGACGUAGCAGGAUUAAAUGAUGCCAAACAAGCAUUGAAGGAAGCUAUUAUAAUGCCAUUGGAGUUUCCCCAGCUCUUCACUGGUGGCAGGAAGCCCUGGAAGCGUAUCCUCCUGUAUGGUCCUCCAGGAACAGGCAAGUCUAGACUUGCACAAGCAGUGUCAUCGGAAAUUAACUCAACCUUCUACUGUGUCUCUAGCUCCGAUCUUGUAUCCAGUUGGGUUGGAGAAAGUGAAAAGUUAAUCAAGGAGUUAUUCAGCCAUGCUAAAUCUCAGGCUGGAAGAUCAGUGAUCUUCAUUGAUGAGAUUGACAGUGUGUGUAGGAAGAGAUCAAGCAGUGAAGAGGAAUACACACGCAGAAUCAAGACAGAGUUACUGAAACAAAUGGAAGGAGUCGAUAACCAGAAUGCAGAUGAUCACAUAUUUCUUCUCUGUGCUACUAACUGUCCAUGGGAACUGGAUUCUGCAUUCCUGAGAAGAUUUCAGAAGAGAAUUUACAUUCCUCUCCCUGACAGAGCAGCCAGGAUUUCUCUGAUGAAGAUCCACACUAAGGAUAAUGAUGUACCCCUGAGCCCAGAUGAGUGGUUAACCCUAGGUGACGCCACUGAGGGCUACUCAGGCAGUGAUCUGGCAACCUUGACUCUGGAUGCAAUGUUUCAGCCAAUCAGGGACCUGAAUAAUGCUGAAUAUUGGCAUAAACUUCAAGGUGGGAACUAUGUGCCUUGCAGUGAACAUAUUCCUGGAGGUGUGAAGGCCAGGAUGCAAGACCUUCCCCAUGAUAAGGUGGAGCCAAGAGAUAUUGAUGUUGCAGAUUUCCUGCAGUCAUUGAAGCAGCAUAGACACACAGUAACUACUGAAGAACUGAAACAGUUUGAAUCAUUUACAAACAACUUUGGACAGCAUGGAAAAUAAACAUCACUACAGUAAAACCUGCAAAGUCAAACACCUGUAAGUUCAAUUUUUAUGUCACCACCAUGGGUGGUCUUCAACUUUUUGUGGAUUGUGUUCGGCAGUUGGUGUACAGCAUUGCAUGCUAAUGCCUUGUUUAAAUUGUUAUCAUUAGUUAA
Messenger RNA from Owenia fusiformis, 1531 nucleotides. The record is from the annotation of a GenBank genome assembly. Lineage: Eukaryota; Metazoa; Annelida; Polychaeta; Sabellida; Oweniidae.